Molecule: messenger RNA, 3700 nt
Organism: Medicago truncatula (barrel medic)
Lineage: Eukaryota; Viridiplantae; Streptophyta; Magnoliopsida; Fabales; Fabaceae
Product: disease resistance protein RUN1
Exons: 5
Coding region: 105-3368 (1087 amino acids)
Biological process (GO): defense response; signal transduction
Molecular function (GO): ADP binding
Source: RefSeq, a predicted model, not a curated record
AGUGGAGGUGAGCUGUGUUCAACCGUGUUAGCUUUGAGUUGACUGUAAAUGCUUGAAAUCCAGUGAGUCCGUUGUUCACAUCCAUCAUCAGUAGUAUAUCCAACAUGUCUUCUUCUUCUUCAAGGUCCAGACCUCAAUGGAUACACGACGUGUUCAUCAAUUUUAGAGGGAAAGAUACUCGCAAGACUUUUGUUUCUCAUCUCUAUGCUGCUCUCACAGACGCUGGAAUCAAUACUUUUCUUGAUGAUGAGAAUCUUAAAAAGGGAGAGGAGCUUGGACCAGAAUUAGUUCGAGCAAUACAAGGUUCUCAGAUAGCCAUCGUUGUUUUCUCUAAAAACUACGUUAAUUCUAGUUGGUGUCUUAAUGAACUCGAACAAAUCAUGAAAUGCAAAGCAGAUAACGGUCAGGUUGUUAUGCCAGUAUUUAACGGUAUCACCCCUUCGAAUAUACGUCAACAUUCCCCGGUAAUAUUAGUAGAUGAGUUAGAUCAAAUUAUAUUUGGAAAAAAAAGGGCACUCCGCGAUGUUUCGUAUUUGACUGGUUGGGAUAUGAGUAAUUACAGUAAUCAAAGCAAAGUUGUGAAGGAAAUUGUUUCUCAAGUUUUGAAAAAUCUAGACAAAAAAUACUUACCUCUGCCAAAUUUUCAAGUUGGAUUAAAACCCCGUGCGGAAAAGCCGAUUCGAUUUUUAAGACAAAAUACAAGAAAAGUUUGUUUAGUAGGGAUUUGGGGGAUGGGGGGGAUUGGCAAAAGCACUAUUGCCAAAGUCAUAUACAAUGAUCUUUGUUAUGAAUUUGAAGAUCAAAGCUUCGUUGCUAAUAUUAGAGAAGUUUGGGAGAAAGAUAGGGGCAGAAUCGAUUUACAAGAACAACUUCUUUCAGAUAUCCUGAAAACAAGAAAGAUAAAGGUGCUUAGUGUUGAGCAAGGAAAAGCUAUGAUCAAGCAACGACUUCGUUCAAAACGCAUACUUGCUGUACUUGAUGAUGUUAGUGAGCUUGAGCAAUUUAAUGCACUAUGUGAAGGAAAUAGUGUUGGUCCGGGAAGUGUAAUAAUCAUCACAACCAGAGAUCUGCGUGUACUUAAUAUCCUUGAAGUUGAUUUUAUCUAUGAAGCAGAGGGAUUGAAUGCUAGCGAGUCCCUUGAGCUUUUCUGUGGACAUGCUUUUAGGAAGGUAAUUCCAACAGAAGACUUCCUUAUUCUCUCAAGAUAUGUAGUUGCCUAUUGUGGUGGAAUACCACUAGCUCUUGAAGUCCUUGGAUCUUACUUAUUGAAGAGGAGAAAACAAGAGUGGCAGAGUGUAUUAUCAAAGCUUGAAAAAAUACCCAAUGAUCAAAUACAUGAGAAACUAAAAAUUAGCUUUAAUGGUUUAAGCGAUCGUAUGGAAAAGGAUAUAUUUCUUGAUGUCUGUUGUUUCUUUAUCGGCAAGGAUAGAGCUUAUGUUACAAAGAUACUAAAUGGUUGUGGACUUCAUGCUGAUAUUGGAAUAACAGUGUUGAUAGAGAGAAGCCUCAUAAAAGUUGAAAAGAAUAAAAAGCUUGGAAUGCAUGAUUUGCUACGAGACAUGGGAAGGGAAAUUGUUCGUGAAAGUUCACCGGAGGAGCCUGAGAAGCGUACCCGAUUGUGGUGUCAUGAGGACGUAGUUAAUGUACUGGAAGACCAUACCGGAACAAAAGCCAUCGAGGGAUUGGUUAUGAAGUUGCCAAAGACCAAUAGAGUUUGCUUUGAUACAAUUGCUUUUGAGAAAAUGAAGAGAUUGAGAUUGUUGCAACUUGAUAAUGUACAAGUCAUCGGAGAUUACAAGUGUUUUUCAAAGCACCUGAGAUGGCUUUCUUGGCAAGGAUUUCCAUUAAAAUACACACCAGAAAACUUUUAUCAGAAAAAUGUAGUUGCUAUGGACUUAAAACACAGUAAUCUCACACAAGUUUGGAAGAAGCCUCAGUUGAUAGAGGGACUGAAGAUCCUAAAUCUCAGUCAUUCUAAGUACUUGAAAAGAACCCCUGACUUUUCAAAGUUACCAAACCUAGAAAAGCUAAUUAUGAAGGAUUGUCAAAGUCUGUUGGAGGUACACCCGUCCAUUGGAGAUCUCAAGAAUCUUCUUCUGUUAAAUUUGAAGGACUGUACGAGUCUUAGCAAUCUCCCAAGAGAGAUCUAUCAAUUGAGAACAGUGGAAACUCUCAUCCUUUCUGGUUGUUCAAAGAUUGACAAAUUGGAAGAAGAUAUAGUGCAAAUGGAAUCCUUGACAACUCUAAUGGCAGCAAAUACUGGAGUCAAACAACCACCAUUUUCGAUAGUGAGAUCAAAAAGCAUUGGAUAUAUAUCUCUAUGUGGAUAUGAAGGAUUAUCACAUCAUGUUUUUCCUUCUCUCAUUAGGUCUUGGAUGUCACCAACAAUGAAUUCUGUAGCACAUAUUUCCCCUUUUGGUGGCAUGUCAAAGUCUCUUGCUUCCUUGGAUAUAGAGAGCAAUAAUCUGGCUUUAGUCUAUCAAUCACAAAUACUUAGCAGCUGUUCAAAACUUAGAAGUGUUUCGGUACAAUGUGACUCAGAGAUUCAACUGAAACAAGAAUUCAGAAGAUUUCUUGAUGAUCUAUAUGAUGCCGGUCUUACUGAAUUGGGAAUAUCACAUGCAUCACACAUUUCGGAUCAUUCCUUGAGAUCUCUUUUGAUUGGAAUGGGAAAUUGCCACAUAGUCAUCAAUAUUCUUGGGAAGAGCUUAUCACAGGGAUUGACAACCAAUUCUCGUGAUAAUUUCCUUCCGGGUGAUAAUUAUCCUUCUUGGUUAGCCUAUCGAGGUGAAGGACCUUCUGUAUUAUUUCAAGUUCCCGACGAUACCAAUUACUGCAUGAAGGGAAUGACUUUAUGUGUUCUUUAUUCAACAACACCUGAAAACUUAGCAACUGAAGGUCUGACUAGUGUCUUGAUUAUUAAUUACACAAAAUUAACUAUCCAAAUUUACAGGCGAGACACAGUAAUGUCUUUUAAUGAUGAAGAUUGGCAAGACGUGGUAUCAAAAUUAGGAGUUGGUGACAAUGUGGAGAUUUUUGUAUCUAUUGGGCAUGGAUGGACUGUUAAGAAGAUGACUGUCUAUCUAAUUUACGAUCAGUCAAAUGCUAUGGAAAUCGAGUCAUCAAAUGCUAUGGAAGUUGCCCCAUCCAGUGACGCAAAAAUGGAGCCAUUACAUGAAGUGGAAUUGAAACCGUCACCCAAUGUAAAAAUGGAUCCAUCAGCUGAAGAGGAAGUACAACCAUCACUUGAUGUGAAAAUGGAACCAUCAGUUGUUGUCAAGAAUGAACCAUUACUGAAGACAAGUAGAAAAAACUUUACGAGACUUGCAAAGAGAGUGGGAGAAUGUUUAUGCUUGAACCAUAAUUGAGAUCUCAACAAUUUUUGAUUGAGCACGCCUAUUGUCCUAAUAUGGAACUCCCUUGUAUGUGUUUUGUAAUAUUUUUCUGGGAGGGAGGAUUGACAAUGCUUGGGCAUUAAUGUGAUCGAUUGCAGGAUCCUAUUUUCUUCUCUCAUGUGGUCUUUGAUGUCAUCCACAAUGAAUCCCAUGUCAAGGAUUUGCUCGUUUUGGAGCAUGUCAUCAUUGUAUCUACCAAUACUUGGCAGCCUCCAAAAGCUUCAAAGUUUUUGUGUGUAAUGUGUUGUAAACAGAGCAUAUUUUAAAAGUUUUAAAUAUAUUGUCUGAUAAUUAUACGGGAUAAA